Cucurbita pepo subsp. pepo (vegetable marrow) is the source of this 1444-nucleotide messenger RNA. Lineage: Eukaryota; Viridiplantae; Streptophyta; Magnoliopsida; Cucurbitales; Cucurbitaceae. The record is from RefSeq and is a predicted model, not a curated record.
GGAGUUAAAGUUGCUUUCACAUUUGGUCAAAAGCCCAAAACAGUAAGAAAAGUGGUAAGAAAGGACAGAUCAGAGGGAACCCAGAAAGCAAAAAAGAAAAGAAAACAGAGAUCAAAGGCAAUUUUGACAAAUGGGACUUCAAUAUCUCUUUCAUUUCAUUCCAAAAACACUAUUUUUUUUUUGUGGUUCGACUCAGUUUUUGUAUAAAAUAAUUCAUUCUUUUUGUGCCCUUCUUCUUCCUCUUCUUCUUCCAUGGAUCCUAAAACUUCAUCAUCAACAACAAAGCAGCCCCAAGAACUUGUACCAAACUUUUUGAACUUUCCACAAGAACACCAACAAGAACAAUCAAUCAUGGGGGAAAACAAACCACCGGAAAUCAAAGAAGAAGGUAAGAAACAAUUAGCUCCAAAACGAAGCUCCAACAAAGACCGUCACACAAAAGUGGAAGGACGUGGUCGAAGAAUCCGUAUGCCGGCACUAUGUGCGGCGAGGAUUUUUCAAUUAACGAGGGAAUUGGGUCAUAAAUCCGACGGAGAAACCAUCCAGUGGUUGCUACAGCAAGCGGAGCCAUCGAUAAUCGCCGCCACUGGAACUGGAACGAUCCCAGCUUCUGCUUUAGCAGCAGUGGCGGGUUCCGUUUCGCAACAAGGGGUUUCUCUCUCCGCCGGUUUACAACAAAAAUUGGAGGAAUUAGGCGGUGGCGGGUCCAGUAGGGCCAGUUGGGGGAAUUUGGGGAGACCCCAUUUGGCUGCUGCUGCUGCCGCCGCCGCCGCAGCCGCCACAGCCACAGCGGUUUGGCCCUCCUCUGUCAGUGGGUUUGGGUUUCAGUCAUCAACUACAGCUGGUGUUGCUCAAUCAGCCACUAAUUUAGCUAAUGAAACUUCAAAUUACUUUCAUAAACUUGGUUUCCCAGCCUUUGACUUACCCCCCACCAACAUGGGUCCUAUGAGUUUCACCUCCAUUUUAGGUGCCAACACUCAACAGCUACCUGGUUUAGAGCUUGGAUUGAGCCAAGAUCCCCAUAUUGGGGCUAUCAAUCCACAAGCAUUGAACCAGUUUUACCAACAAAUGGGCCAAGCUAGAGUUCAUCACCAUCAUCAACAACACCAGCAACCUCCUGCUAAAGAUGAUUCACAAGAUUCAGGAGAGAGAGAGAGAAAGAGAGAGAGAGAGAGAGAUCUUUACCUGGUUUGCACCUCCUCCCCCUGUGAAUGGCAAUCUUUCAAGCUCUUCUUCACAUGCCAGGUGUGAUUAUCUGCAACUUAGAGCAGCUUGGCUUGAGCUUAACUUCAUUUUUCUGUUUGUUUCUCUAUUCAAAAGGCGUGUUGAUCAUGUAAGGCAAUUUUACUUCUUUUCUAGUUCUUGAUGGAAUGAUGAACAAUUUGUUUGUGAAUUUUAAGGUAUAAUUUUUUCUUGUCCCCAAGUUUUCAAUCUCUCUGCAUAA